This is a messenger RNA of Tachyglossus aculeatus (Australian echidna), 774 nucleotides long. It is a transcript of the gene RAB2B, whose product is annotated as RAB2B, member RAS oncogene family. The transcript has 8 exons. The coding region runs from base 27 to 674 and encodes 215 amino acids. Gene Ontology annotation, cellular component: Golgi apparatus. The record is from RefSeq and is a predicted model, not a curated record. NCBI's taxonomy places the organism in Eukaryota, Metazoa, Chordata, Mammalia, Monotremata, Tachyglossidae. Gene Ontology annotation, molecular function: GTP binding; GTPase activity.
GGGUUAGAGCGGCCGCAGCCUGGACCAUGACUUACGCUUAUCUCUUCAAGUACAUCAUCAUCGGGGAUACAGGUGUGGGAAAGUCAUGCCUCCUCCUGCAGUUCACAGACAAGCGGUUCCAGCCAGUCCACGACCUCACGAUAGGCGUGGAGUUCGGGGCCCGAAUGAUCAGCAUCGACGGCAAACAGAUCAAACUGCAAAUCUGGGACACGGCCGGGCAGGAAUCCUUCCGCUCCAUCACCCGAUCUUACUACAGGGGAGCGGCCGGAGCUCUCCUGGUGUACGACAUUACUAGACGGGAGACCUUCAUCCACCUGACGUCGUGGCUAGAAGAUGCCCGCCAGCACUCCAGCUCCAACAUGGUCAUCAUGCUGAUCGGGAACAAGAGUGACCUGGAGUCCCGCAGAGAUGUGAAGAAGGAAGAAGGAGAGGCCUUUGCCCGCGAGCACGGGCUCAUCUUCAUGGAGACCUCAGCCAAGACGGCCUCCAACGUCGAAGAGGCCUUCAUCGACACAGCCAAAGAAAUAUAUAAGAAGAUCCAACAGGGCUUUUUUGACAUCAGCAACGAGGCCAACGGGAUCAAGAUCGGGCCGCAGCAGCCGAUGGCAGCAGCGUCGGGGACCGGCUCCUACCCCGGCCCCCACGGCGCGGGGGAUGGCGCGGGCUGCUGCUGAGCCUCUGGUCCCGGGCCCUGGCCCCUUCCUGGGGCGGCUCCCCCUCUCCCCUGCCCCCCGUCCCGUCCCGUCCCCCUCCAGCCCCCCAUCCCGCAGCUGG